AUGCUUCCGGCCAUCCGUAUGCUUUUGGGAAGACCUGUAUCUCUUUUUCUUCGUUGUAUCUAUAACACUUACUUUACGUUUGAAUCAUCCCCUUUAUCUAUUUCUUUCGUUCUUUUAUUUCCUUUGAGUCUUUCUUUAUAUCCCUCUCCCUCGCUUAAUUUUAUUCUGUUCUCUUCUUUCAUUUCAUUUGAGCCUUCCUUUUUAUCUCUCUCUUUCUUUCCUUCGUUUUUUGAGUGUUCUCUUCUUUCAUUUCAUUUGAGUCUUCCUUUUUAUCUCUCUCUUUCUUACCUUCCCUUCCUUUUUAUCUCUCUCUUUCUUUCCUUCGUUUUUUUGAGUUUCUCUUCUUUCAUUUCAUUUGAGCCUUCCUUUUAUCUCUCUCUUUCUUUCCUUCUGUUCUCUUCUUUCAUUUCAUUUGAGUCUUCCUUUUUAUCUCUCUCUUUCUUUCCUUCGUUUUUUGAGUGUUCUCUUCUUUCAUUUCAUUUGAGCCUUUCCUUUUUAUCUCUCUCUUUCAUUCCUUCUUUUUUUGAGUGUUCUCUUCUUUCAUUUCAUUUGAGCCUUCCUUUCUAUCUCUCUCUUUUUUCCUUCCCUUCCUUUUUAUCUCUCUCUUUCUUUCCUUCGUUUUUUGAAUGUUCUCUUCUUUCAUUUCAUUUGAACCUUCCUUUUUAUCUCUCUCUUUCUUUCCUUCGUUUUUUGAAUGUUCUCUUCUUUCAUUUCAUUUGA
This is a messenger RNA of Acanthosepion pharaonis, 720 nucleotides long. Lineage: Eukaryota; Metazoa; Mollusca; Cephalopoda; Sepiida; Sepiidae. The record is from the annotation of a GenBank genome assembly.